AUGGGUCCCAAGGAUGCGAAGAAAGGCGGUGCCUCCAAGGCGCCCAAGGGCCUCAAGCGGGCCAAUGCCGCUGCCAAGGCUGCCCUGCGCGGUGACAACGGAAACAAGAAGCGCAAGGUCCGCACUUCGACCUCGUUCCACCGCCCCAAGACCCUCCAGCUCUCGCGCGCCCCCAAGGUCCUGCGGAAGUCGGUUCCUCACGCGCCCCGCCUCGACGCACACAAGAUCGUUCAGUUCCCCCUGAACACUGAGAGCGCGAUGAAGAAGAUUGAGGAGAACAACACCCUUGUCUUCAUCGUCGACGUCAAGUCCAACAAGGCCCAGAUCAAGCAGGCCCUGAAGACCCUUUACGACAUCGACACCCAGAAGAUCAACACCCUCGUCCGACCCGAUGGAACCAAGAAGGCCUACUGCCGUCUGACCGCCGACGUUGAUGCUCUGGACAUCGCUGCCACCAAGCUGGCUCUCGUCUAA
Molecule: messenger RNA, 474 nt
Organism: Anthostomella pinea
Lineage: Eukaryota; Fungi; Ascomycota; Sordariomycetes; Xylariales; Xylariaceae
Source: the annotation of a GenBank genome assembly